AAGGAGCUGCUCUCAGUCAGCAGAGCAGUGCCGCUGGAGAGCUCUGUCGAUGGUUGCGGGCUCCAGCCAGAAACACCGCGAUUCCUAACGUUUUGUUUUUUUAUUUUUCUCUUUUUAUUUAUUGCUUUCUCACGAUGUCAUACCGGGCAGGAUGUGACUUGCUGACCUAACCUCGGCUAUCUGCAUGUUUUCGAGACGAGCGGGUGCGCAGAGUGGCCGAGCUGUUCGGGCGAAUGGAAGUUAUUGUUGUGCAUUUGUUUUGACUAUGUUACCCCCAAGUAAGUUUGGGUCCAGUCCGUCUCUGUCCGUCGUCGACUCUUGAAUCGUGGGGAUUUAGCUCCGACUUCUCCGAGGAGAGAACACCGCCGGAGGAUUCCUGCAGCCUACGGCCAGCGAGCUUUUCCGACCGAGCCGGGGAUUUAAAUCGUCAUUUGGCGGAGAGCUCCGGGAGAGGCGAGAGUCAAAAGAAAGAAGAAAUUCAUGUGGCCAUUCUCUCUAUAGCCAAACAUUUUUUUUGGGUGGGAUUGCAUAAUGAGCAAGGAAAGACCUAAGAGGAAUAUCAUUCAAAAGAAAUAUGAUGAUAGUGAUGGGAUCCCGUGGUCAGAGGAGCGGGUUAUGCGAAAGGUCCUUUAUCUCUCCCUAAAAGAGUUUAGGACGGCACAGAAACGCCAGCUGGAAGGAGACUGCGCCCCAAACUCCAAUGGUUCUCUAGCCAAUGGACAGCUGAAUGGGACGGGGUCAAAGGGCAGCCACAAAGAAGAUGGGUCCUUGCGCUCUCAGGGCCUGCAUGGGAACAAUGGCUACGGCGAGGAAAGUCCGGCAAAGAAGAGGCCUCGGCUUCAGGCUCAGAGGAAGUUCGCCCAGUCGCAGCCCAACUCACCCAGCACUACUCCCAUCAAAGUGGCCGACCCAAACGGCUUGAACGGCGGCCUGGCCACCGGGUCAUCCUCUUCCCUGUCAUCGCUGUCGUCCUCAUCCCUGUCGUCCUCCAUUCAGGACCUGUCCAGACGCAAGCCCAAGACGGAGGACUUCCUCACCUUCCUCUGCCUCAGAGGUUCCCCGGCCUUGCCCAGUAACAUGGCCUACUUUGGAAGUUCCCAGGAGGAGGAGGACCUGGAGGAGGACGAAGAGGACGAGGAAAACGAGGUUCGGAACGGAGGAGGCGUCCACUCACACGGCGCCGGAAGCAGCAACCAGACCCCAGCUGCCGCCUCCUGCCACUCCACGCCCCGCAAGGGCAAGCUUCCUGCCAAGCAGCCGCUUAAUGGGCACGUUUUCCACAGCCACACUAAAGCAGGGACCAGGGAAAGCCCGAGGCCCAAGGCAGGGACACAUAGCAGGGAUGCACCCGCUCCACCGCUGCCACCUCCUCCACCCCCACCUCAUCCCCUACUGAGGGAGCGCAGUGAACGGGCAGAGGCCCGGGAGCACGCCAGGGAGCUACAGGCCAUGGCCAACGCUCGCGGCUCGGCUAACGGACUUCCUCCACGAAGGGCGGCUGAGGAGCUACGGAAGCAGGUUUCGAAAGUGAAUGGGCUGAUGCGAGCGAACUCGGCACAAGCUGCUGGUGUUUCCAAGAGGAGCCGCGACAUCCGACUGCCGUCCAAAACUGUGAAGAAGUACACAGCCACCGUGUCCAAGGGCCACGUCACAUACACCAAAGCCAAACUGAAAGAACUGGGCAAGAAAACCAAACUCAGCAGCAGCAACAAACAUAACAACGCCGCCUCGGCAACAUCUUCAGCGAACAAUCACAAUCAGCACAGCCAGCCAGCAGCCAGCAACGGGCUGGCCAACUCAGGAAAAGCAGCAGCACCAGCCCAUCACAGCAAUGCAAAAACCCGCAAACAGGUGCUACUGUCCAAUGGGCUGCACAACGCGUCUGCCAACGCCCGGCCCAACGGCAGGCUGAACGGGCAGCGGCACAACUCCCUGGCUAAUAAGGAGGUCAGGCAGAAACACUGCCAGCAAGGCCAGAGUGAAUGCCCAGGUCGAGAGGGACUGCGCAAUUCCAAAAGGCGUCUGGAGGUGGUGCUCAACUCGGUGGCUACAGGAACCGCUGAGCAGAAAGCCAAACCGAGCGGGACGGAUCCUAAAAAGGCCAAGCUCCAGUCCACGCCUCUGGAGACGCGCAGCAGCAGCAAGAAAGUACAUGAAGAGAAGGCGAGCAAGCAAAACCCCACCACUCCAGUUUCUAACGGACACGACUCAGAAACUGCCCCUCCCCCCAAACAAACUCAGCCUGUUACCCCCCCCUCCAAACAAAGCUCACCUCCUUCUACACCAGCAGCCAAUGUGGAGCCGCUGAACCAGAGACCGAAGCGAGCGUCAGCUGGCAAGCUGAUGUUGAUACGACAAGCACAGCAGCAGCAGAGCAGGUCGCACGGUCGCAGCUCCUCCUCUUCCUCCCCUUCAUUAGGACAGAAUCACUCGCCAAACCCCUGCUCUGGCAGCACUACCUCAGACCCCCAACAAACUUCAGUUUCUUCCUCCUCCUCGUCCUCCUCCCCUUCUAUCCCAGCUUCCACCAACAGCCCCGCUCAGCUCAAACCAGCAGCCGCGCGGCCCGCCGACCGCGACAAGGAGUGGGAGCGCGAGAAAGACCUGACCCGUCAGAAGGAGCGAGACCAGGAGAAGGAUUGGGACUGCCAGCGGAGCAGGCCGGACGGCUGGGCGGCACUGGGCGAAGCCCCGGUCUUCCGGCCGGCUCCAAGGGAGUUCCAGGACCCGCUGGUGUACCUGGAUGCAGUAAGGGAACAGGCCGAGGUGGCUGGCAUGUGCCGCGUGGCGCCGCCGCCGGACUGGCGGCCGGAGUGCAAGCUGAACGAGGAGAUGCGUUUUGUAACACAGGUGCAGAGGGUCCACAUGCUUGGCCGACGCUGGGGCCCCAACGUGCAGCGAAUGGCUUGCAUCCGCAAGCACCUUAAAUCUCAGGGCAUUACCAUGGAGGAGCCGCCUGUCAUUGGUGGCUGUGAAGUGGACCUGUCGCGCUUUUUCCAGCUCAUCAACGACAUGGGGGGCAUGCAGCAGGUGAUGGACCUGAAGAAGUGGACCAAGCUUGCAGACCUCCUGCGCAUCCCCAAGUCCGCGCAGGACCGGCUGGCCAAGCUGCAGGAGGCCUACCUCCAGUACAUCCUCUCCUACGACUCACUCAAUGCCGACGAGCGCCUUCGACUGCUGGCAGAAGUGCUGGAAGACAAAAAGAGGCUGGAGUCGCGGCGGGGCCCCCUGGAGGGCCUCUCUGACUCCUCUGCACCCAACGGACUCUCGCUGCCCCGCUACGAGCCAAAGAACGGGCUGGUCGGCGGGAUCGUGGGAGGGACGACCGGGCAUCACCGCACCAACGGAGUCUAUCACUGCUUGAAGGAACUGAAGGCUCAGGUCAAAGCGGGUCGGCGCCGGCUCUUCGCUCAGGAAAAACAAGGCAAAGAGGACAGGCAGCACGGGGAGGAGCCGCACUCGGGGCAGGAAAAUGGGGGCUUGUUUGGCGACCAACACAAAUGCAUUUACAAGGGGAAAUCUGUGUCCUUGACCAACUUCUUCAGGAUAGCUCGCAACACCAUGACCAUGUGCUUUAACAAGGAGCCGGGGGCCGCCGAGGUCGAGCAAGAAUACUGGAGGAUUGUAGAGCAGAGAGACUCCCACGUGGCAGUGCAUUGUGGGAAGGUGGACACGAGCACACACGGCAGCGGUUUCCCCACAGGAAAGUCAGAGCCAUUCUCAAAACACGGUUGGAACCUCACUGUCCUCCCCAAUAACUCUGGAUCCAUUUUGAGGCAUCUAGGUGCUGUGCCUGGAGUGACUGUUCCCUGGCUAAACAUUGGCAUGGUCUUUUCUACCUCAUGCUGGUCUAGAGACCAAAACCGCCUUCCAUAUAUUGAUUACUUACACACUGGUGCUGAUUGCAUUUGGUAUUCUGUCCCUGCUGAGGAGAAGGCUAAGCUGGACGAGGUGGUCCACACACUGCUUCAAGCCAACGGCACGCCAGGACUAGAAAUGCUGGAGAAGAACAUCAUGAUCUCUCCAGAGGUGCUAUGCCGGGAAGGCAUCAAGGUUUACCGCACGGUCCAGCGGAGUGGCCAGUUUGUGGUCUGCUUCCCCGGUGCCUUUGUCUCCAAAGUGUGCUGUGGCUACAGCGUGUCGGAGACGGUCCACUUCGCCACACCACACUGGAUGAACCUGGGCUACGAGGCUGCAAAGGACCUGAAGUGUCGUUGUAUAGCCAAACCCUUCUCCAUGGAGAAGCUACUGUAUCAGAUCGCCACCUCUGAGUCUAAGAGGGACAAUGGCCUUCUUCUCACCACCAUCUCUGCCCUACUCAAAGACCUCAGGAACAUAGAGAUGCACCAACGUCAGGAACUUUACAAGGCAGGUCUGCUCUCUUCUGCUCGCUACGGCACACACGACGGCGGCCUGGGGUCCGUCGAGGGCCGGAAGAAACCCCGCGGAAAAUGGCUGGCGCUGGAGUCAUCUGAAAGACGCUGCCAAAUCUGUCAACACCUCUGCUACCUGUCCAUGGUGGUUCAGGAGACGGACAAUGUGGUCUUCUGCCUGGAAUGUGCCCUUCGUUACGUGGAGAAACACAAAUCCUGCAGAGGCCUUAAGAUGAUGUACCGAUACGAUGAGGAUCAAAUCAACAGUUUGGUGAACCAGGUGUGUGGGCGCGCCAUGUUAAAGAACGGCAGCAGCGGCGGAGGAGGGGGAGCAGUCAUCAUCACCAACGGCGGCGGAGGGGGGGACCUGUUCCCCGUCAAAGCAUCACCAGCCAAGCGCGGCCCGAGAAAGCGCGCCACAGUCGAGGUGUCCCUCGCCCGUCUGUCCGCCAGCCACCUGCCCAAAGCUGCAGCUGUGUCCUGAGGGCGGCACCCCCCCCACAUCCCCAACCUGUGUGCUGUGCCCCACCCUGUUACCGCAACACCCCCACCCACUCACCCAGCCUUCUUUGGGCUUUUUUUUUUUCACCAUCAGCCCCACAAAACUUGACAGAUUGAACAUUUUUCCUCCCUUCCCAAUCAUGACAGGCUUGUUUAUAAAAAGGAAAUUUAAGAAAACGAAAAGCAAGAUGAGGUUUUUGCACUAGUGUGAAAGAAGAAUUGGUUUUUAUUCUGGAUGAUUUUAGAAGUCCCUCCCUUCCUUCAAUCAAGCAUUAAAGUGUCGGUCAGAGGAAGACUCCCCCCUGACACGGCUUACAUUUGUUACCAUCACAUGCAUCACCCUCUCCACCCCCCCAGACAGUCAACUUCAUCUCAACUGUGAACUUGGGAUGGAUCCAAACAGCUGCUUUUCCCAGUUUUCCCAAAAAACGUUGUACCCAAAGUUUGUCCCCGAUUCAAAGAGGAGGCGCCCUUGUCCUGAGUUGGAACAUUUCUCAGUCCAUCCCAGCAUUAUUAUUAUUAUUGUUGUUUUUUUAGAAAAGGGGGGUAGAGAUGCAAGAUAAAAACUUGAAAGACAAACAUGUUGGUUUACUGAUGGAUUUUUGAGUUUGAUUUUUGAAGUUUAGAUUUGUUUCUGAUAGUUCUUUUGGGCUUUUUUUGGGUGUGAUUUUUCUCUCUCUUUUUUUUUCUUUUCUCUUUUUUGUCUUUGUGGAUGUUGCUCGACCCGUUACCGGUCGCCUCUCUUCCUCGUAACCCGGAGCGAGCGAAAACGGUGCCUGAUUGGUGCACUGAUGGUGCAAGGAGAUCCCUCUUUUAUUGGUGCUGUAGGUUACAAUUACUGUAUAACAACACACACACACUCACACAAAAAACAAAACACAACAAAGUCAAUAAAAAACUCUGGGGGGGCUGGUGCCGGCUGUCGAGCUCACUUGCCCUCCCGCCCGCCCCACAGGGCAGAAAGGCCUUCAGCCUUCUCUGCUUCUAGAUGUGCAAUCGUGUUAACAUUCCAUUCUUCCAGCCCUCUUGUUUUAUUUGUACCAGUAAACAUUAAUUAUUAUAUUAUUUUAUUGUCGUUUUUUUUUUUUACUUUUAUUGAUCUGAUGUGUUAUCUCAAGUAGAGCCACUAGUCGAGUGCAAAAUGUGAAAUAUCAACCUUUUUUUUUUGCUUCCUUUAUGCCCCCCCCCCCCCCCCACUUAUUUUUUCUAGAUGUAUUAUCUUUAGAGAAACUCCAACACAGACAUAGAAACAAACAAACAUCCUCUUUUUGUACAUAUAUCCUGUAAAUGUCUCUAAAUACUUGAGCCUUUUUUUCCGGGGUUACGUAAGAAAGAAAGUAAGAAAGAAAGAAAGAGGAAGACAUAGAUGAGAGAUGAUCCAGAGGAUGCUGGAUGAAGAAAAAGCCUUACAUUUCCCUUUCUUCAUCGGUGUGACUUUGACGCUGACAGGGUUGCUCUGGUAGAUGUGUAUAAAAAGUUUUAAGUGCUGCUUAUGUCACUAAGAAAGAAGAUAUGGAGUAGCCAAUGUUUGACCCUCCUCUUCCUCUUCCUCCUCCUCCUCCUGUCGCCCUCUGCCCCAAACUUAGUUUUGUUUGUUUAGCUUUACUUUUUUAAAGAAAAGGGAAAAAGAUAAGUUGGGACAAAAAAAAAAGGAUUUUUACAUUUUCAUUACUGAAAAUUCAACACAAAUGUAGUAGCUACUCAUGUUGCACUGAGCUUGCCAGUGGUGACUGUCAAGGAAAAAUCCUAUAAUCCAGUUUGUUGGUUGUUGUCCCUCGCAGAAGACUGAACUGUUUUAGGACUAUUUAAUGAAAAGUCGGGUCUUUUCAACAUAAAAAAAAGUGGUUGUCAAGUUUUUAAGGCCUUACGAUUAAUUUCACUCUGAUGGGAUUUUAUUUGUUGUUCAUUUCUCGUUUUUGCUUUUCUUCCAUUUUCUACAGUAUAAACUACUUGUCGGCAGUGGUGACUUAAUUUAUUCAAGCCGUUUCUUGGCCCCCCCCCUCCAUCCAGAAAGAGUUUCAUGUUGGUUAUAUUGACAGUUUUUUACUUUUUGCAGUUUGUACUUAAGGUUGAAUAAAAACCUACUGACAAUUCACUGUCAUCUCUUUCA
Molecule: messenger RNA, 6984 nt
Organism: Oryzias latipes (Japanese medaka)
Lineage: Eukaryota; Metazoa; Chordata; Actinopteri; Beloniformes; Adrianichthyidae
Gene: jarid2b
Product: jumonji and AT-rich interaction domain containing 2b
Biological process (GO): regulation of gene expression; chromatin remodeling
Cellular component (GO): nucleus; chromatin
Molecular function (GO): DNA binding
Source: RefSeq, a predicted model, not a curated record